Messenger RNA from Penicillium nucicola, 1032 nucleotides. RefSeq lists its product as uncharacterized. The transcript is spliced from 4 exons. Lineage: Eukaryota; Fungi; Ascomycota; Eurotiomycetes; Eurotiales; Aspergillaceae. The record is from RefSeq and is a predicted model, not a curated record. The coding region runs from base 1 to 1032 and encodes 343 amino acids.
AUGCAGGCGCGAAAGGAAUGCUUUGAAAUUGACGAUCAUACCUAUUUUAUCAUCAUUAAAUCACACACGACACCGCCGACGGACCCGAAAGAGGUCCAGGGGCUUACUACGUUCGGGUCAGUCUCAUACACCACAAUCAUGCAGUCUCGGAACAAGUUCUCGUGGAAAUGGUGGGCACCUACUAUCGCUUUGUUAGUAGCUAUUGCCUGGCAAGUGUCUCCGUUAAAGUACGGCCUCACAUAUCCAGGUGUCUCAGAUGUGGCUAAACGCCCAAUGUCUGGCAACACGAGCUUCAGUCUGGAUCUCUUGAAAAUACCAAUACAUGUCCUUACGGCAAGAACCGACGCAGAAAAGUUUCGAGCUCGACGGGAUCAUAUAGCCAGUUCUCUUGAAAGCACAGGUUUUCAGGAUUUCAGGUUUGCAUACGGAAUUUAUCGCCCUGAAGAUCCUAUCUACGCCUGCGCAUACGGCCAUGCCAUGUUAAUCGAGAAAGCACUUCAACGCCGUCCGUUCAUUCCAUUCCUUAUUCUAGAGGAUGAUGCUGUGCAUCUCGGCCUCGACACCACAAUUUCCAUUCCAAACGAUGCAGACGCUCUUUAUGUCUCUGUCAGCCGCUACGGGGCCGAAUUGUGGGGCACGGAAUAUCGGAGGGGAUCUUCUCCUGUCUACUUUUCCAACACGACUAUCCCAAACAUUGCGCGCGUAUACAACAUGCUGUCUACACACGCUGUGGUGGUUUUGAGCGAGCGCUUCGCAUCAAACUUAUUACGUUGCGCGGUUGAAGCCAGUACUCGGUCGUGCCAUCUUGAUCUCCUGGUUGCCUUGACACAAAAGUCAUAUAAUGUGUUUGCUCAGCAUGAGCCGCUGUUCUUUCAGGGUGAACAUCUUGGAGGAAACGAGGCUGCCACUCGAAGGAAUCUAGGUGGGACUCAUGUGCAAAACCAAAGCUACAUCCCGAGCUAUUUGACACGCCCGAGGUCUGUGUCUUCGGAUAUGGCUGAAGACCUGACUGGCCAUGAAGCUCCGAUUUAA